Messenger RNA from Hyalella azteca, 2853 nucleotides. Its product is annotated as ecto-NOX disulfide-thiol exchanger 2. NCBI's taxonomy places the organism in Eukaryota, Metazoa, Arthropoda, Malacostraca, Amphipoda, Hyalellidae. Gene Ontology annotation, cellular component: external side of plasma membrane; plasma membrane. Gene Ontology annotation, molecular function: RNA binding; protein-disulfide reductase activity. The record is from RefSeq and is a predicted model, not a curated record. Gene Ontology annotation, biological process: ultradian rhythm.
GUGGGAUGAUGCAGUCACAGCUGUCAUCUGGAAUGCAGCAACAUAACAUGAACCAAAACACAAAUAUGGUGAGCAUGGGCCAGCAAGGGAUGGUGAACACCAUGUCUACAAUGACUGCCAACAGCAAUGGCAAUGACAUGAUGAAUAACAUGAUGGGUAACAUGAUGGGUUCAUUGCAGCCUCCCCCUCCUCCUCCUGUCAACCCAGCAACCAAUGAUGCACCUCUUGACUUCAAUGUUAACAGGAACAAGGCGCCUGCACCAAUUCCCUUGCAUUCAGGCAACGGAAUGCAAGACAACAUGACGAGCUCCGACAUGAACCUGGUGAGCAGCAACGGUGAUGGUCAGGAGGACAGCAAAGACGGUGUACUGAGCGGUACCAGCCGUCGGGACCGAGACCGUGAUGGUUCCCGUGGACGCGAUCGUGACCGUGAUGGCCGGGACCGUCAGAGGGGUGGUCGUGGCAGGGACCGGGAUAGAGACCGUGACAGGUCUGGAGGCCGCAGCCGCGUGUCUCGUGACAGGGACAGCAGCCCUGGGCGCAGAGAUGGACGACGACGCGACUCUGUCAACACCAGGACUGAUGCCGCUGCCAUGGAUCAGUACGCUCCUGGCAAUGCAGUUAUGACGGGUACGGGUAUGGACGGACAGCAACAACAACAACUUCAACAGCAGCAAUACGCUCAGAUGGCCGGUAACCCUUGGGGCAUGUGGAACCCUAUGGGCCAGCCCAUGGCUGGGCCAAUGGGACCUAUGGGGCCCAUGACACAAAUGGCUGGGAUGACUGGAAUGACUGGAACUGUCGGGCCCAUGGGACCCAUGGCUCCUAUGGGGCAAAUGGCGGGCCCUAUGCUUACUGGAGAAGUGCAACCGACGGGUGACUUCCGCAUCACAUGGGGCAUGUUUGGUUGGAUGAUGUCGCCCGAAGGUCUGACAGUGCCUAUCAAGAACCAGCUCGUGUGCAAGGAAGUGACGCUUGUGCCGCCCAAUAGACUUGCACCUCCGCCCACCACCAGGGAGCGACCGCUCGGCUGCAGAACUGUCUUCGUGGGGGGCUUGCCAGAGAAUGUCACAGAGGAGAUGGUCGUAGACGUUUUUGAGCGCUGUGGAGAAAUCACCACUGUGCGUCUGAGCAAGAAGAACUUUGCUCACAUCAGAUAUGAGCUUGAGGAAUAUGUUGAGAACGCUAUUUUCCUGUCUGGGUUGACCAAACGGUACGAGUGGGAGUGCCGUCAGCGCGCCCUGCAGCGGGAGCAGCGACACAGAGAGCGCGUUGAGGCUGAGCGGCUGCGGCCACCUUCACCUCCCCCGGUGCCGCACUACACCGAGCACGAGGCUACCAUCGUCGCUGAGCACCUCAAAGGGGAAGAUGGAAAUGUGCCAGGCUUGGACACGUUCACUAAAGCUGCCACGACACUGAUAACCUGGCUUGAGCGCGGCGACUGCAGCAAGCGCAAUACAGGCACCUUCUACAGCAUGAUCCAGAGCACCAGCAGCCAAGUCCGUCGCCUCAGCGCCGAGAAGAUGCAAUACGAAGAGGAACUCGCCAAAUUCCGCGAGCAGACUCGUGCCAGGAUGCAAGGCAUCGUCGCUCAGUUCAGUCAGAUCGAGAAGGUGUUCUCUGCGUGCAGUCAACAGAAGGUCUGGGAUCACUUCACCAAGGCUCAGAGGCGCAACAUUGACAUGUGGAAGAAACAGGCGCAAGAGGUGAAACGCAUCCAACUAGACGACUCAGACCGCGAGGAUGCCGAGGAGAUGGAAGUUUCUGAUGACGAAGGCAGCGCCUCUUCCUCGUCGAAGGGCAUGAAGGCCAUGAAAAAGUCCACCGCCAACGAUGCUCUCAAGGAAGAGAACGACAGUUUGCGCUGUCAGCUGGAGGCAUACAAGAACGAGGUGGACAUGGUCAAGGUGGACCUCAAGGCUGAUCUCAACGCCAAGGAGGAGCAAAUAAACACUUACAAGCAGACGCUGCAGGGCAUGCAACAGAGUCUGACCGACAACGUGGUGCGUAAACGUAAAGACGAAGCGCGGAUACAAGAGCUUCAGAGCAAGCUGGUCCGCCUUCAGGAGACGCUGCGGCAGCUCAAGAAGGAGAAAAGUUCUAGUGACAAAGAAGCUCUCGACGACAAGGACGAAGACAAGGAGCUUAUUUACGAGGAUGGCAGUGACUUGAAAGAGGAUAAGGAAGAAGACACUGACGUUAUUGCCGUGACCUCGUCUAUCGCCGCAGUGGACGACAAAGCGGCCUGGCUUAUUGGUCUCACUUCAACAUUCCUUCACAUCCAUCCUAAAGGCGCCUCGGUUGAUUAUAUCUGGUCUUACAUUCAGCAGUUCGACAAGGAAAUCAAACCUGCCGACGUCGAGAGCAUGCUUAACCAGUUCCCGACCGUAUACAAGCAGAUCACGACGGGCGUCGGCGCCUGUCUUGAGCGCAAGUGGAUCUUCACAGGCCUGCGUGGUGACAAGACUGACCAGUUUGCCUGGUGAACCGGUUUCUCUUGAUAAUUUAUUUCAAUUCGAAUAUCACCACGUGGAUGAACUUCUUAUUUUUCUGUUCGACUCUGAGUAGCAUUUAACAGUGAACUAUCAGCGUUCACAGUAAGCCACUAGCCACUGAUAAGAUCGUGUGAAUGAAGGAAGGGUUAGAAUGCAUAACGUGUAAUUUGUCUGUAUGAAUUUGCCGGUAAAUUGCACUAAUCCCUGUGUUCGGUAACCGAACUGAGUUCAGUCAAAUUGGCUGCUCGUUGGUAUCUACUGUAGGUUUUUCACCUGAUUGGGCGCAAUUUACAGCUAUUCACUUUGUGCUUUUAAUGCAGAAUUCAGACCAGAUUGAAUAUUCAGAUUUUUUCAUGUG